GAAGAAGAAACCGAGAAGAGGACGGAUGACACCGAUUUCAGUGUCGCCACCAGACGGAGGAAGCGGGUGCGAGUCUCCUCCUCCGAAGAUGAGUCACCAAGGCAGCCAAAGAUGCCAGCUGCUGCCACCAAGAAGAGUCCUAGAGCAGCCAGGACCAUCGUGCCCCCCAUGGCAGGAACAGGAGUUCCGCCAAUCAAUAUCGAGGGCACCGCUGAUUGGUCAUCCUUAAGCAGGAUGAUGAACAGCAAGGGGAUUCAAUUCUCCAAGGCGAGGACGGCGGGUACCAGUGUGAAGGUAUUCACAAAUACACCAGCUGACUACCGUCAGCUAGUCGCACUGCUGGAAUCCAUCAAGCCCUUCUUCACCUAUCAGCUGAAGGAGGACAGGAUGGACCAGAGGGUCAUUCGUGGGCUUCCCAGGGAGAUGUCAGUCAAUGACAACAAAGAGGAUCUAGUGAGCCAAGGCAUCGCAGACGCCGAGGUUCAGCAGAUGACCUCAAGGACCACCAAGAAGCCACUUCCGCUCUUCCUCGUCAAGACGAAGAUGCCGGAAAAGCUUGCAGAGAUCCAGAGGCUGGCCAUGCUCACGGUUUGA
Messenger RNA from Acanthoscelides obtectus, 594 nucleotides. NCBI's taxonomy places the organism in Eukaryota, Metazoa, Arthropoda, Insecta, Coleoptera, Chrysomelidae. The record is from the annotation of a GenBank genome assembly.